Molecule: messenger RNA, 702 nt
Organism: Hordeum vulgare subsp. vulgare (domesticated barley)
Lineage: Eukaryota; Viridiplantae; Streptophyta; Magnoliopsida; Poales; Poaceae
Exons: 6
Coding region: 1-702 (233 amino acids)
Source: RefSeq, a predicted model, not a curated record
AUGGCGCUAUACCGCCGCGUGACCUCCGUUAUCCGGCGGCGCGGGGCCCCGACCAUGCUCCCGGCGCGGGCCAUGGCGUCGCUCCUCGGCCACGUCGAACCGGCGCCCAAGGACCCCAUCUUCGGCGUCACCUUCCCCCUUUCCCCUCCCCUCCCCUUCCCUGCUCCGGCGACCGACCCGUCGGCCAAGAAGCCCACCACCUACCCCUCAAGUCGGAUCCGGCAUGGCGCUGUACUCACCUACCUCUUUUCUCGCAUAGGCAAGUCAGAUUAUUCUCAUGGCAGAUACGGACAUGAUUCGCUUGAUCGUCGAACGAAAGCUCCAAGACUAUCAAACAUGGUGGCUGAUGUCACCGGCCCCUAUGAAGCAGCUAUUAAUUCACCACCUUCGGCCGUCAACGAACUCUUACUUCGUAUUUUACGUCUUGGAAUUGGUAGUCCAUACGACAUUGACAUCCAUUGCAUAAAGAGCCUCAAUGAGCUCCCUGAGUCAGGUGCUGUUGCGGUCCUUAAUCAGUUUCUGAUAACAUGUUCUGACAAACGCAACAAAGGAGAAUAUUUCCUUUCAUUAAUUGCUAAGCGCAAGGUUGAGGCUUUUGGUGCAGCACAAAUAUUACAGGAUACUACUUCUUUGUCCAGAAAUUCUGAAAUACAAACCAAGCGAUACCGACAUCAAGAUUACGAUUACACAGCAUCCGGGUAG